Scomber japonicus (chub mackerel) is the source of this 4450-nucleotide messenger RNA. RefSeq names its product nucleoporin 160 (gene nup160). The transcript has 34 exons. Gene Ontology annotation, cellular component: nuclear pore. The record is from RefSeq and is a predicted model, not a curated record. Lineage: Eukaryota; Metazoa; Chordata; Actinopteri; Scombriformes; Scombridae. Gene Ontology annotation, molecular function: structural constituent of nuclear pore. Bases 1 to 4188 code for a protein of 1395 amino acids.
AUGGCGGCGCUGCAGCGGAGCUUCAUAGAGAUCUGUGGCUUUGAGAGGGAAACUCUGCAGAGGUUCCGAGAAGUCACAGUAAACCUCGGUCUCAGUCCUCUUCCUGGUGGAGUUAAGUUCCCGGACAGUGCCGGAGCCUUUCAUUAUGAGGACAGUGGGAAGCUGCUGUCUGUCACCAGCAACAGAUUCAUUCACUGGUCGACCUCGGGCGACACGGUGCAGCUGCUGGAGCAGUCUCUGGACACCAACCUGCUCAACAACGCUGUUAAAGUUAAGUUCAGCCACUGCACCGUUCUGCCGGGCGGAGUCACCAUCCAGGAGACGCUCAACAAUGUCGUCAUUCUCAUCAGCACCAAUCAGAGCGUCCACAGGCUGGUGCUGCCGCACCCGACGCGCAUGUAUCGCAGCGAGCUGGUGACGGAGCUCCACAUGCAGUCCGUCUUCUCUGACGUUGGGAAGCUGAGUCUGCAGGAUCCGUCUCACAGCGCCGUCAUCCCGACCGCGGUGGGACAGACAGGAAGUCCGAGCACCUCCGCAGCCUGGCUCAGUCAGCAGGGGGAGGCUCACUACGCCCUCGCUUCACCCGCAGGAGGCAUCAUGGUCGUUACUCUGCCGCCUCACGACACACAAGGGAGUGUGUCGGUGGUGGAGCUGAAGAGGAGCUCCAUGAUGCAGAGGAUCUCCGGCUGGAUGCCGAGCGUUAUCCGAGGGGAGCAGACUCCGGCCGACUUGGCCCUCAGUCUGGUUGUCAGAGAGCUCGAGGAAGACUCCUUCAUCUUCGCCCUCUGCCAGGAUCUCAAACUGCGCAUGUGGUCCUUCAGGGAGCAGGUGUGCCUGCUGGAGGCGGACAUGUUGGAGUACAUGCCGGCCUGUAAGGGGGUGAAGCGUCUGUCCGGUCAGAGUAACCGGCUGCGGCUGACGUUCUGCGCCACCACCGGUCUGUGCGUAGCCGUCUACCUCGCCGUGCCGCAGAGGGGGCAGUUCAUCGUCCUGCAGCUGGUCGGCACCGACAACAACCGCUACAGCCUCGACCACAUCUCCUCUCUGUUCUCCACGCAGGAGACUCUGGUGGAUUUCACUCUGACCCCGACAGAUAUUUGGGGUGUUUGGGUCGACGACUCCAACACCACCAUCGUCAAAUACAUCAACUUUGAACACAACAUGGCCGGUCAGUGGAACCAGGUGUUCGUUCAGCCUCCGCCCGAUGACGAAGUCCAGAUAGGAGUAGACCAGGACCCAAGGGAAACAUAUCUGGAGAUGCUUUUCUCUCCUCUGCGCUUCACUGCGUCGGCCAUCGUUAAAGCUCUGCAGAUCUACCGACGAGGCUCCGAGAGGAUCACAGACGUGUCGUGGGAGAGUCUGAAGAAGGAAGUGACGGUUGCCGUGGAGAGCGAGUUGCAGAGCAGCGUGACGGAGUUCGUCUUCUCUCAGGAGGAGUACCGACAGCUGCAGGUGGAGUUCUGGUCCAAGUUUUACGCCUGCUGCCUUCAGUAUCAGGAGGCGUUGGCGAUGCCGCUCGGCCUGACGGUCAGCGCUCAAACCAGCAUGGUCUGCCUGCUGAAGAAGGGUUUUGUUUCCUUCCUGCUGCCUUGUUUCGCCGUGGAUCACUUGUACCUCUCCUGUGACGAGUAUCUGUUCUCAGAGGACGAGACCCCCGUCACAGAAGACCCUGAGCUGGGCCGAGACGUCCUGCAGCUGGUUCAGUGUCUGCGGCUGGUGAGCGACGCCGUUUCGGGAGAGAUGGCGUACAACAUGGAGAAAGCUCUGGAGCACGUGGAGUCACCGGAGAGAGCCGCCGAGCUCAUCCUGGAGACCAUGCUGUCUGAUGACAACGAUAACGUGAUCGAGGACAUUCAGAACAAACUGCAGGACGUUCGUAACCCGACGGCGGCCAUGAUGAUCCUGCUGAGGGAGAUGGACCUGGAGACGGACGCCGAGGUCGGAGGAGAGGGUCACAUGAUGCCUGGUCAGACUCUGAACAUGAGGAUCAGCCUCUCUCAGCUGUACGGCAGCAGCGCGGCGGUGGCUCUCGUCUGUCAGGCCGUCUGUCACAUGGCCAUGACCAGAGUCCACUUCUGUCGAGACCUGCUCAUCCUGCAGAAGCUCUACCUGCGCUUCGGAGACAACGUGUUUCUUGGUGGGGGGGCUCAACUGUUACAGCUCCAGCAGGACCUGAUUCCGCGAAGCUCCCACCUCCUCUCCUCCUAUUACCUCCUCAGACACAUUAGUCAGAGUCUCACCUCAGCUGUUCCCACGGAUACCAUCGAUGCUAACCUGCAGCACCUCACCGUGUUGGAGCUGUCCGACGCUCCGACUCUCAACACCAACGUAACAGCUCUCAGCCCUCAGACGAUUGUGGAGCUUUUCUAUCAGACCGUCGCCAGGAAGUUGAUCAUCUCUCAGGUUUUCUCCCAGCAGCAGACUCCUGCAGCGGGCAAUGCUCUGCUCCUCUGGCCCCACCUGGUGUCCAACGUGGUCAACCUGCUCGCUCAGCUGCUUUGGCCCAGUAACCCUGGUUUCCAGUUUCCUGAGUGUCUGAUGGCGAACUGCCAGUACACACAGCUGCAGGACUACGUGCGUCUGAUUGGUCCGUGGUGUCAGGUGAACAUCGGCUCCUGUCGCUUCAUGCAGGGUCAGUGUUACCUUGCCAACGGCGAAGGCCACAAGGCCGUGCAGUGUUUCCAGGAAGCUGCCACUGAAGUAGAGAAGGAGGAGUUCCUGAUGAAGCUGACGGGCACAGAGGAAGAGGAACCCGCCUCCGUCCCCAGACUGCAAUAUUACAACAAGGUGCUGCGGUUGUUGGAGGAUGUGGGUCUACCUGAGCUUGUGAUCCAGUUGGCCUCUCUGGCGAUAACGGAGGCAGGCAACGACGUCAGCAGUCAGGCCGCUCUGUGGACGAGAAUAUUCAAACAUCAUUUGGAUCUGGGACACAACAGUGAAGCUUAUGAAGCUCUGACCCAGAACCCGGACUCCAGCAUGCAGCUGGACUGUCUCCGGCAGCUGGUCGUCGUUCUGUGUGAACGAUCGCAGCUUCAGGAUUUAGUCCAGUUCUCCUACGUCAACCUGCACGAUGAGGUGGUGAAUAUCAUCGAGUCUCGGGCCAGAGGUUUGGACCUGCUGGCUCACAACUACUACGAGCUGCUGUACGCUUUCCACAUCAACCGACACAACUACAGGAAAGCGGCGACAGUGAUGUUUGAGUUUGGGAUGCGUCUGGGUCGAGAGGUUCGGACUCUGCUCGGCCUCCAGAAGCAGGUGAACUGUUACUUGGCCGCUCUGAACUGUCUCCGUCUCAUCAGACCAGAAUACGCCUGGAUCGUCCAGCCCACCUCAGGAGCGGUGUACGAGCGUCCAGGAGUUUCUCCGAAGAGGAACGCUGAGGGAGAUUUUGCUACUGAGCCAGUGAAGCGUCAGGUCGACAUCCUGGAGCUCAAAGACCUGGAGAAGGAAUACAUGUUGGCCCGCAGCCGCCUCACGCUGGCUCAGCACCACCCUCCAUCUGCUGCCAUCGCUGGCAGCGCCUCGGUGGUGGAGAUGGUGGCCUUACUGGUCCAAACUGGACUGUUUGACUGCGCUCUGUCUCUCUGUCAGAGCUUCAAACUGCCGCUCACGUCCGUCUUCGAGGGUUUGGCCUUCAAGUGCAUUAAGCUUCAGUACGGAGGAGAGGAGUCUCAGAAUGAAGCUUGGAGCUGGUUGGCUGCUAAUCAGCUGUCGUCUGUCGUCAACACCAAAGAGUCCAGUGCGACAGACGAGGCGUGGCGUCUGCUGGCCUCCUACCUGGACCGGUAUCCCUCCACCAACGGGCAGCACCACCACUGCGUCAUCACCAAGCUGAUGUCACACGGCGUCCCGCUGCCUGAUUGGCUGAUCACGUCUUACAAGGGAGUGGAUGCGGCCGCUCUGCUGCGUCUCUACCUGAACUACGAUCUGCUGGAUGCAGCGGCUGAGCUGGUGAUGGAGUACGUUGACGCUCUGCUGGGGAAAGGACACCAGUACUUUGGGAUCGAGCGGCCUCUCUCUGCGACGUCAGCGUUGGUCUGGCUGCCGUACACGUCCAUCGAUCAGCUGCUGCAGGCGCUGAACGAGACGCAGACCAACACAGGCAUUUACAACAAAGUUCGAGACAAACUGGACGAUUAUCACAAACUGGUGGAUCAGACGAGCCGACGAAGACUUCAGACUCGUUAAUUAUAAUUAUAAGAAGAAAAAAAACUGGACGUCAGGAGAUCCACUUUUUUUUAUUUUAAAUGGAAGUUUUUGUCGUCAGGUGUAAAAUCAUUAAAGUGACUCAUUAUUAAUGUAAAUAUUCAGCGAUGUGUGCACGUGGUUAAAAUAUUAAAAAAGGUGGAUUUGUUUAGUUUUUAUAAACAUAUUGUAAUAAAUCCUUUUUUGUACGGUUUUUCCAGCAGAUUUGUUGUAAAUUGUGAUGAAAUUAAACGUUUUUCCUUCA